AUAAACUGUGUGACUUUCCCCCACCCUGACGUAAUGCCAGAACAGCAGUUACUAAAACCUUCAGAGUGGAGCUACUGUGAUUAUUUCUGGGCUGAUAAGAAGGAUUCACAAGGGAACAAUACAGUGUCGGGAUUUGAAAUUCUUCUUCAAAAGCAACUUAAAGGGAAACAAAUGCAGAAAGAAAUGGCAGAAUUUGUUCGAGAAAGGAUAAAGAUUGAGGAGGAAUAUGCUAAGAACCUGUCCAAACUGUCUCAGAAUUCCUUGGCAGCUCAGGAAGAAGGCACACUAGGAGAGGCUUGGGCUCAGCUAAAGAAGAGUCUAGCUGAUGAAGCAGAAGUUCAUCUUAAAUUUUCUUCUAAGCUUCAGAGUGAGGUAGAGAAACCCCUGCUCAACUUCAGAGAGAACUUUAAGAAAGACAUGAAGAAGUGUGACCACCAUAUUGCAGAUUUACGGAAGCAUCUGGCCAGCCGCUACACAGCAGUUGAAAAGGCCCGGAAAGCCUUGACAGAGAGACAGAAGGAUCUGGAAAUGAAAACACAGCAGCUAGAGGUGAAGCUCAGCAACAAGACAGAAGAGGAAAUUAAGAAGGCGAGACGGAAGUCCACACAGGCGGGUGAGUACCUAUGUCCAUCACUGGUGGGAGGCCGGCAUAGCCCCACGGAUG
Messenger RNA from Merops nubicus (carmine bee-eater), 664 nucleotides. It is a transcript of the gene GAS7, whose product is annotated as growth arrest-specific 7. Gene Ontology annotation, cellular component: cytoplasm; actin filament; plasma membrane. NCBI's taxonomy places the organism in Eukaryota, Metazoa, Chordata, Aves, Coraciiformes, Meropidae. The record is from RefSeq and is a predicted model, not a curated record. Gene Ontology annotation, biological process: neuron projection morphogenesis; actin filament polymerization. The transcript is spliced from 6 exons. Gene Ontology annotation, molecular function: actin filament binding. The annotation marks the transcript as partial.